AUGUCUAUGAUCACUGCGGCGACGUGGGUUCCGCGAGGAAGAGCCGCCCAAUUCCCGCAGAAGUUCGAAAUCUCGGAGGAGGAGUACGACCGCAUCGGAGAGCUUGCGGAUCUCCGUCUGCAGGAUGCGCGGGACGAUUUAGAGGAGGCCAAAGCUGGGGAUGCAAAUGAAGAAGAGGCGGAAGAAGAGGUGGAAAAUCAGGAGCCGACGGGUGAUGCAGGCACAUCGACAAAAGCAAGUGAAGGGGACGAUGACCUCAAGGAGUACAACUUGGAGCAUUACGAUGACGAACCAGACGGAGCAGGCGAUACGAUGGCUAUGUUUGGGAACGUCAAAACACUUGCUUUCCACGAGUCGAACGAGGAGGAUCCGUACAUCACCAUCAAAGACGAGGAUGACCACGACGAUGAGCGGGAGGAGUUACAGAUUCUUCCGAGCGACAAUCUCCUGCUAGCGGCACGAAUAGAGGAUGAUAUGGCUCAUCUCGAGGUGUAUAUCUACGAAGACGAGGCGGACAAUCUAUACGUCCACCACGACCUCAUGCUGCCGGAUAUCCCCUUGGCGGUCGAAUGGAUCAACUACAGGCCUGGCGGCCAAACUGAGAACCCGAAUGCUGGACGAAGCUUUGUGGCAGUGAGUACGAUGGGACCGGAUAUCGAGCUGUGGGACCUCGACGUAGUCGAUGCGAUGCUCCCGGACGUAGUCCUCGGCAAAGGAAAAGAAGACGAGACAACAAAACCGUCGAAGAAGAAGAAGAAGCGACCCAAGCUGUCGAACGACGAAUACCACGUCGAUGCCGUCCUCUCCCUCGCUUCGAAUCGCAGUCAUCCGAAUCUACUCGCCUCCGCCUCCGCAGAUCAGACCAUCAAGCUGUGGGAUCUGAACACGAACACGUGCGCCAAGUCGUAUUCAUACCAUACCGACAAAGUCUGCUCAGUGGCAUGGCAUCCGAAAGAGCCGACCGUGCUGCUUUCCGGGAGCUACGAUCGGACAGUCGUCGCGGCCGACAUGCGCGCCCCUGAAGCCAAAGCGCCGCGAUGGAAGGUGGAAAGCGACGUCGAGAACGUGCGAUGGGACCCGCACUCCGACAGCCAUUUCUACGUCACCACUGAAAACGGCCUGGUGCAUUACCACGACAUCCGCUCCGCCCCAACCGAAACCACCUCGCUCUCCCCCUCCGUCUGGAGCCUCCAAGCCCACGACUCCUCCGUCUCCUCCUUCGACAUCAACCCCAUCAUCCCCGGAUUCCUCGCCACCGGCUCCACCGACAAGCAGGUCAAACUCUGGAACGUCACGUCGGCCGGGCCGAGCAUGGUCGUCUCGCGGGAUCUCGGCGUGGGCCGCGUGUUCGUCACGAGCUUCGCGCCCGAUCAGGAGGUCGGGUUCCGGUUGGCGGUCGCGGGGAGCAAAGGGUCGGUGCAGGUGUGGGAUACGUCGACGAAUGCGGCGGUGCGGAGGAAUUUUGCGGGCAGAGUGGCUGGUAUGGGAGACGGGAGUGAGGAGGUUAAGGAGAGGAUGGUGGGGAGGAAUGAUGUGGAUGAGGAGGACUCCGAUGACGAGAGGGAUGAUCCUAACGGCGGAUCGGAUGGGUACGAGGAUAUGUCGGAGUGA
Molecule: messenger RNA, 1611 nt
Organism: Eremomyces bilateralis CBS 781.70
Lineage: Eukaryota; Fungi; Ascomycota; Dothideomycetes; Eremomycetales; Eremomycetaceae
Product: transducin family protein
Exons: 3
Coding region: 1-1611 (536 amino acids)
Biological process (GO): rRNA processing
Cellular component (GO): nucleus
Molecular function (GO): protein binding
Source: RefSeq, a predicted model, not a curated record